This is a messenger RNA of Purpureocillium takamizusanense, 1413 nucleotides long. Its product is annotated as L-threonylcarbamoyladenylate synthase. The coding region runs from base 1 to 1413 and encodes 470 amino acids. NCBI's taxonomy places the organism in Eukaryota, Fungi, Ascomycota, Sordariomycetes, Hypocreales, Ophiocordycipitaceae. Gene Ontology annotation, molecular function: double-stranded RNA binding; tRNA binding; nucleotidyltransferase activity. The transcript has a single exon. Gene Ontology annotation, cellular component: cytoplasm. The record is from RefSeq and is a predicted model, not a curated record. Gene Ontology annotation, biological process: regulation of translational fidelity.
AUGGAGACGCGGGUCGUCUCCGUCCCGACGAGGGGCCCGCUGGGACGUUUCUCCGACGACGCCGGCGCCGGCAAGGGCGGCCUAGCGAGGCUGGACGAGUGGUGCAUCAGCCGGGACGACAACAAUGCCGCCGCCCUGGCCGCGCUGGAGCCGGCGGCCGCGUACCUGCGCGCGAGCGAUACGCCCGUCGCCUUCCCCACGGAGACGGUGUACGGGCUCGGCGCGGACGCGACGCGGAGCGCCUCGGUCAGGGGCAUAUACGCCGCCAAGGGCCGGCCGUCGGACAACCCGCUCAUCGUACACGUCGCGGAUCUGCAGAUGCUGAGGGCCCUCCUGCGGCACGGAGACUCCCGAGGCGGACGUGGUGGUGAACGCGGCAGCGAAGACGACGACGACAAUGACGUGAUACCCGCGCGGUACAAGCCCCUGCUGGAGCGCUUCUGGCCCGGCCCGCUCACCAUCCUGCUGCCCAACCCGACGCCGUCGCCGCUCGCGCCCGAGGUCACGGCCGGCCUGCCCACCUUUGGCGUGCGCAUGCCCUCGUCGCCGCUGGCCCUCACGCUCAUCAAGCUGGCGGGCGUGCCGCUGGCGGCGCCCUCGGCCAACGCCUCGACCAAGCCGUCGCCCACGGCGGCGCGCCACGUCCUCGACGACCUCGACGGGCGCAUCGAGCUGAUCCUCGACGGCGGCGCCUGCGACGUCGGCGUCGAGAGCACCGUCGUCGACGGCCUGUGCGACCCGCCCGUCGUGCUGCGGCCCGGCGGCGUCGGCAUGGACGAGCUGCGCGGCUGCCCCGGCUGGGAGGGCGUCGUCAAGGCGUACAAGGACCAGAGCGAGGAGGGUAGCAACAACAGCAAUAACAGGGGGGCCGCGCCGCGGGCGCCGGGCAUGAAAUACAAGCACUACAGCCCCAAGGCGCGGGUGGUACUCUACGAGGCCUCGUGCGGCCAAGCUGGAGACGGCGUCCUGGCGGCCGACGCGGAGGACGCGGCGGCAUCCUUGCCAACGCUGAACGGAGACGCAAACCAGACCAAUGGCCACCACCACUACUCGUCAAGGACGGUGGGUGUCAUCCGGACCAAGAGGUGGAAGUCCGCGGCCGGGAUCCGGUGCGACGACCUACGGCUCGAGGAACCCCAAGCCGGUGCCGGAGCCCAGCCGGAAUCUGAGACGCCAUACAGCGUCUACGCUGGUGGCCUCAAGGAUGCGCGAGACAAUGUCGUUGGGCGGGUGUUCGACAUCAGCCUCGGGAUUGACACGAGGAAGAUUGCCCACGGCUUGUUCUGGGCCUUGAGAGAGCUGGACCGCCGUGGCGCGGACACGAUAUUCGUAGACGGCAUAGACGACGAGCUCGACAUUGCAGCGGCCGUCAUGAACCGCCUUCGCAAGGCAGCAUCAGAGACUAGAGCAUAA